Hemibagrus wyckioides is the source of this 6754-nucleotide messenger RNA. It is a transcript of the gene slc38a3a, whose product is annotated as solute carrier family 38 member 3a. Gene Ontology annotation, biological process: amino acid transmembrane transport; histidine transport; asparagine transport. Bases 355 to 1920 code for a protein of 521 amino acids. The record is from RefSeq and is a predicted model, not a curated record. The transcript has 17 exons. Lineage: Eukaryota; Metazoa; Chordata; Actinopteri; Siluriformes; Bagridae. Gene Ontology annotation, molecular function: L-histidine transmembrane transporter activity; L-glutamine transmembrane transporter activity; L-asparagine transmembrane transporter activity.
GAGCGGAGUGGGCGGAGAUGAAAAAAGGGGUCUCGUUACAGCCCACUUUAAAACCCUCCGCCACUUUGUGAUCGGAUAGUCUGACUGGAGAGGAUUAGACCAGGACGGAUCGUUUCAUCACCAGCUCUUCGCUUAUUGUCCACUGAGAGAGGCACGCGGGCAGCGGAGGAGAGACAGAGAGAGAGAGAGAGAGAGAGAGAGAGAGAGAGAGAGAGCAGCGCGCGAGGAUCUUUCUCAGCUCUUUCGUUCUAACGGAUCGUUCGGCUUGGGAUCUCGGAGGAGCUGGGAAUCAUCGAGGGAAUCUCUGCUGAAAUCCGCGUGCAGCUUCUGGAAUAAAUCCCCAUCGUUUGAGUCAUGGAUCCGGCCGAGAUGAACGCGCUCCCGAACGGGAAAGGGCACGAGGGAGGAGCCGAGACGUCAGCCACGCCCACCUCCACCAAAAGUCAAUCGGACGACACGGCUCAGGAACUCGUACCUAAUAGUACAGAAAAUUCCAGUCCCAGCAGAGCUACGAGAGACCCCGAAGCCACCCUGGCCGAGAGCUCGGAGUUCCUCUCCAAUGGCGACGACAAGAAACCGCCACGAUUCACAGACUUUGAAGGAAAGACUUCAUUCGGGAUGUCCGUCUUCAACCUGGGAAACGCCAUCAUGGGCAGUGGAAUUCUGGGAUUGGCCUACGCCAUGGCCAACACCGGCAUCGUCAUGUUUCUGUUCCUCCUGACGGCCGUGGCGUGUCUCUCAGCCUACUCCAUCCACCUACUGCUCAAAGCCUCGGGCGUCGUCGGUAUCCGUGCGUACGAGCAGCUGGGUUUUCGAGCGUUCGGGACACCAGGCAAAAUGGCCGCCGGCAUCGCAAUCACACUGCAGAAUAUCGGAGCCAUGUCCAGCUAUUUGUAUAUAGUGAAGUAUGAAUUUCCUCUGGUGAUUCAGGCCUUCCUCAAGGCGGGCACACCAUCUGGGGAAUGGUAUCUGAAUGGUAAUUACCUGGUGGUGAUCGUCUCAGUCUGUAUUAUUCUACCCCUGGCUCUGAUGAAGCAGUUGGGCUACCUGGGCUACACCAGUGGGUUUUCUCUCAGCUGCAUGGUCUUCUUCCUUAUCUCAGUGAUUUAUAAGAAGUUCCAGGUGCCGUGUCCCUUCUCCCUGACCAAUCAGACGGGGAUCAACAGCAGCAGCGGUGUGGUGGUGGAGCACAGCCGGGUCCCUAUGACUCCUGAGGACAUCCUGUCCUGCACACCUCGCAUGUUCAACCUCAACAUACAGACAGCCUACACCAUUCCCAUCCUGGCUUUUGCGUUCGUCUGCCACCCGGAGGUGCUGCCCAUUUACACCGAGCUGCGCAACCCCACUAAGAAGAAGAUGCAGCACGUGUCUAACAUCUCCAUCACUGUCAUGUACGUCAUGUAUUUCUUGGCUGCGCUGUUCGGAUAUCUGACCUUCUACGAUAAGGUGGAGGCUGAGCUGUUGCACACCUACAGCAAGAUUGACCCGUACGACACGCUGAUCCUGUGUGUGCGUGUGGCUGUACUGACCGCUGUGACACUGACCGUACCCAUCGUACUGUUCCCCGUGAGGCGAGCGAUCCAGCAGCUCUUCUUCCCCAACAAGACGUUCUGGUGGCCGAGACACAUCGCCAUCGCCAUCCUCCUCCUCACCACCAUCAACCUGCUCGUCAUCUUCGCCCCCAACAUCCUCGGCAUCUUCGGGGUCAUCGGUGCUACAUCUGCCCCGUGUCUCAUUUUCAUCUUCCCGGCCGUGUUCUACAUCCGCAUUGUACCCAAAGAGGACGAGCCCAUGCGCUCAGCACCUAAAAUCCUGGCCACCUGUUUUGCAGGUCUGGGUGUCCUGUUCAUGAUAAUGAGUCUGAGCUUCAUCAUCAUUGAUUGGACAACAGGGAGCAGCAAAUCUAACAGUGGCCAUUAGGUCACGCCCACUUUUAAUCUGUUUUUUUUUUUAAACACUUAUUCUGUGUGUGUGUGUGUGUGGUGUAAUCCUCUGCCAGGGCCUGUAGUAUGUGUGUGUGUGUGUGUGUGUGUGUGUGGUGUAAUCCUCUGCCAGGGCCUGUAGUAUGUGUGUGUGUGUGUGUGUGUGUGUGGUGUAAUCCUCUGCCAGGGCCUGUAGUAUGUGUGUGUGUGUGUGUGUGUGUGUGUGUGUGGUGUAAUCCUCUGCCAGGGCCUGUAGUAUGUGUGUGUGUGUGUGUGUGUGUGUGUGGUGUAAUCCUCUGCCAGGGCCUGUAGUAUGUGUGUGUGUGUGUGUGUGUGGUGUAAUCCUCUGCCAGGGCCUGUAGUAUGUGUGUGUGUGUGUGUGUGUGUGUGUGUGUGUGGUGUAAUCCUCUGCCAGGGCCUGUAGUAUGUGUGUGUGUGUGUGUGUGUGUGUGGUGUAAUCCUCUGCCAGGGCCUGUAGUAUGUGUGUGUGUGUGUGUGUGUGUGUGGUGUAAUCCUCUGCCAGGGCCUGUAGUAUGUGUGUGUGUGUGUGUGUGUGUGUGUGGUGUAAUCCUCUGCCAGGGCCUGUAGUAUGUGUGUGUGUGUGUGUGGUGUAAUCCUCUGCCAGGGCCUGUAGUAUGUGUGUGUGUGUGUGUGUGUGUGUGUGGUGUAAUCCUCUGCCAGGGCCUGUAGUAUGUGUGUGUGUGUGUGUGUGUGUGUGUGUGGUGUAAUCCUCUGCCAGGGCCUGUAGUAUGUGUGUGUGUGUGUGUGUGUGUGUGGUGUAAUCCUCUGCCAGGGCCUGUAGUAUGUGUGUGUGUGUGUGUGUGUGCGUGUGUGUGGUGUAAUCCUCUGCCAGGGCCUGUAGUGUGUGUGUGUGUGUGUGUGUGUGUGUGUGUGUGUGUGUGUGUUUCUCAGUGGAACGUUGACACCAGUACAGUAAGAAUCGCUGAUCCAGACUUCUGUGUGUGUGUGUGUGUGUGUGUGUCGGUCAGGCAAAAUAACCCUGGAUGAUGAUGAUGAUGAUGAUGAUGAUGAUGAUGAUGAUGGUGAAGAUUAGUCUUUAGUGAUAGCAGUGAUCUUGACCCACAGAUUACCUGCUGAAUGAUAUUCUGUCUCUCUCAGACUGACCCUUAGCAUAAAUGUAUAUUAAACCUGUCCAGUUUCCUUGAUUAAGGCCUCCGCCCAUUUGACCUUUGACCCCAGACACAGAAAGCCCUGGGGCCACUAAAGCAGGGUAGAUAUUCGGGUUGAUAAGGAUGACCUUUACGGGUUGAGUGCUUGUUUAUGGAUGUAGGUGUCUGUACUAUUUGAGAAAUUUCUCUCACUCUCUCUCUCUCUCUCUCUUUCUUUCUCUCUCUCUCUCGCUCUCUCUCUGUCUUACUCUUUCUCUGUCUCUCUCUCGCUCUCUCCCCUCUCUCUCUCUCUCUCUCUCUGUGAUAUGGCAAUAAUCUUUGUAACAUUUGAGAAACACUGACGAGAGAGAGGUCGUUGCUAUGACAUCUCCAGGGUCACCAACUCUCUCUCUCUCUCUCUCUCUCUCUCUCUCUUUCUCCCUCUUUCUAUAUAUAUUUAUAUAUAUUCCUCUCGGACAGUGGCUGUAGUAGCGAGUCUUGUCGAACACAUGAUCCCUGUGACACAAUAUGCAACAUGUAAAUAUGGUUUUAUUUUUUUUAUAUGGUCAGAUUUCUAUGUGGUUCAUUGUUUCUGUAUCACAGAGUGUCCGGGUCAAAUAUACAGAGCUCUACAGGACAGUGAUGUGUGUGGUAUCUAACUAAGGAGAACAUCAUCCCUGCAGUUCAGGCCAUUAUGAUUAUGAAAAAAAAGCACAUGGAAAACUGAGAAAGAAAGAAAGAAAGAAAAAAAGAAAGAAAGAAAGAAAGAAAAAAGAAAGAAAGAAAGAAAGAAAGAAAGAAAGAUCUGCUGUAGAGCACAAAAUGAACACAGAGGUUUCUUUAUCCUGAGAAUGAAUGUGAAGACGACGAGACGGAGGAGACAGGACAGGACUGUGUGAGAGAGAGAGACAGAGAGAGAGAGCGAGAGAAAGAGGAUGUGUAUACAGUAGGGAAGUGUUUAAGGAUAGAUGAAUGGAGAGAUUUUCGCUCUCUCUCUCUCUGGGUGGAUUGGGCGUGUCGUCUCCUGCUCAGUUUCCUCCGACAUCAGCAGUGUAGCUGCAGAUCAGUGUUAUAGCCACAUCAUGGUUUCUAUAGCAACAGCUGGUUCACAGGGGCUCGUCCAGGCUGAUGAAGGUGUGUAGUUGAUGAUGAAGUGUGGAAGGAGUCUCCAGUGUCAGCGCCUUGUCACAGCCAGAGCUGAAGCUGGAAGGUGAAGUUUUCAGAAUGGAGGAGUUGCUUUAUUAACUUUGAGAGAGAAGUUUAGAAGCUAAACGGGCAAAAAGUAUGAGAUUGUUUUAAAAAAAAAUAAUAAUUAGGAAUAAGGAAAAUAUUCCACUUCAGGGUCAAAACAGUCCUCAGUCCUCUGAAACUCGACUAGCUGAACUGCUCAACACCAAGAGUUUCAUUUCUGACGAAACCAGAAAGCACACAAGAGCACUUCCUCUGGACUUGUGGGCGGGGCAUGUAGAGAUGGGCGUGUUUCUAAUUAGCAUAUUCAUCUGAGCUGAAUGAUGAAAGUGGAAAAGUUUGGUGAGUUUAUUUUCUGCUGUGUCCAUUUCAGCGUGAUGGGUUUUUAGGAAAGGAUUUCAGCAGACAGACUUUAAAAAAUAACUCUCGCGUAAUCCGUAUUUAGUCUUUAACCUGUAUUUAACAGCAGAUGGAGCUGACGGUCUUAACUUCUAACCCCGAUCCAGUCACGGGGGUCAUUCCCGGAGCCAAGCGUCUGGCCAGUGGAAUCCCUGGAGUUGUUUAAUGGAGAGCGUGAUCGCUGGAAAGCGACGGAACACAGUAGCUUUAGCACUUUCUGCUACGAAGCACAAUUUAGUGGCAUUAAAUCAUUAAACCUCCUCUAGAGACCAACUACAUGCUUCAGAAGCUAUGAUUAUAUUUUAUUAGGCAGAGUCUAAUACAGCCUUUCUACUACUAAAUGUUUGUAAGAUUCGUGUGUGUGUGUGUGUGUGUGUGUGUGUUUAACCACUUAGAUAUAUAUACUCUAUAUGCUCUAUAUCUAUAUGUGCCGAAGGUGUAGUGUAACCCUCAUUACUUGUGUGUGUGUAUUUAUGCCUGUGGUACUUCCUCUCUACACUGUAGUUGUGUUAGGAAAAAUCACAGCGAGUGAAAAUAUCUUGAAUAUGGACAAAUUUUUAUAUUAUCUGAUUAUAUAAUUCAAGCACAAGAUUGUUAACUCUACACUAUAUUGCCAAAAGUUUUGGGACACCCCUCCGAAUCACUGAAUUCAGGGGUUGGGCUCGACCCCUUAGUUCCAGUGAAAGGAACUCUUAAUGUUUCAGCUUCAUACCAAGACAUUUUGGACAAUUUCAUGCUCUUUGUGUGAACAGUUUGGGGUUGACCACUUCCUGUUCCAACAUGACUGCACACCAGUGACCAAAGCAAGGUCCAUAAAGACAUGGAUGAGUGAGUUUGGUGUGGAGGAACUUGACUGUCCUGCAGUCCUGACCUCAACCCCAUAAAACACCUUUGGGAUGAAUUAGAGUGGAGACUGUGAGCCAGACCUUCUCGUCCAACAUCAGUGCCCGACCUCACAAAUGUGCUUCUAGAGGAACGGUCAAAAAUUCCCAAAAACACACUCCUAAACCUUGUGGAAAGCCUUCCCAGAAGAGUUGAAGCUGUUAUAGCUGCAAAGGGCGGGACAACUCCAUAUUACAUUCAUGUGCAUGUAAAGGCAGGCGUCCCAAAACUUUUGGCAAUACAAGUGUAUUUCUAGCCAAGCUCCUGUCAGAUCAUUUUAAUUUUAAAUAUAGAAUAAAAAUCUAUAGAAGCAAUAGAAGAAGACUUGAAAUACUCAGACUAUAUUCAAGCUAUUCUUCACUUUAUUAUGCAGUGUAAGAAUAUUAGUAAUAAGAAAAAGAAAAUUCCAGCAUUGUGUGUGUGUUAAACCUUUUUAUCUGGACAGUGGAGCAGUUCUGGUGUAAUCUGGUGUAAUGUGGAGGAGAGUAAAGAAGCACAGGACCGUAGAUGAUGUGUGUAAUAACAGCGUGCAGGAGGUGACGUGACGUGAUAUGGGUCACGUUAGUGUAAAUCUCCUGUAUUCAGGGCUCGAGUACAGAGAACAUUUCCUUUGUCUUUAGGAGUAGAUUUUCUAAUAUUUUGGUGUGCCUGUAUAUUCCCCUGUCAUGAUCCAGAUGUUGUGGAUGUGUCGUGUGACAGUGGAGUAUCAUAUCAACCCUCAGUACAUGCUCACUUUAUCAGAGGUUGUUAUGACAUUUAUGAACAAGUUUAGGUUGUGUGUGUGUGUGUGUGUGUGUGUGUGUGUGUGUGUGUGUGGUGAAAAAAUGAAGUGACUAAAAGUUUUUGUUUCUAGCAGUGUAUUCGUGUGGUGAAACCAUGUCUACUACUAAAUCUCUGUACUCCUGACAUAAUGAGGUGUGUGUAUGUGUGUGUGUGUAUGUGUGUGUGUGUGUGUGUGAGUUGAUGACUGACAUGGUGGCAUUUAUAAAAAUGAUGAAAAUAAUUAGCCUAUAAACCCUUUAUAUCCCUCAGACACAUCUAGUUUGUACACUGUAAAUAGGCAGAGGUUUAGUCUGAUGAUUAAAACAAACUAUAAUAAUUUUUAAAGUUUUUUUUUUAAAGAAAGUAAUAAAAACAGCCAGUUAAAUGUCUAUUAUUUUUCUUUAUUCCUCAUAUAUUGAGUACAUGGCUGGCGGUUAUUGUACUGUAAACAAUGUUGAAAUAAAUAAAUAAAAAAAUAAAUAAAGAAUGAAA